UCGAUUCCUUGUUAAUACUGGCUUGCAGAAUAGCUAGGGUUUGCUCGAGAAAAGGAAAGAAGAGAGGAUCAAGAGAUUCUAAUUUAUUGACUGCCCCGGGAGCAAACCCGGUAGAGGAUCCGAGACCGAGAUCAUAGAAGAUUAAUUAGCAGCACAUCCAUCCCUAAUUCAUAUCACGUGCGCUCCAGUUCGCGAAUAUCACAAUUCAGAACCUUGCCGGCUUCUCAUUUGAUCUUCAAAAUUAUGCUCCUUACUUCCAUCUCGCGUCGUCUGCAACACUCUCCGAUCCAAAAUUUAUUCACUUUUCUAUCUCGCUCCUUCAGCUCCCACACUUUCUCUCGCCGAAAUUUGAACCAAGAUCAAGUCUUGGAACCAAAGUGUUCAUCUCCUGGCACGAAUCCAAUUCAAGAACCCUUAGCUGCCAUAAACUCAGUGGAUUUAGAUGAAAACACUGUCCUUGAAACCCUCUUCCUCUACACCAAUGACUGGCAACGCGCUUUCGAGUUCUUCAACUGGGUCCGUUCGGAUUCCGGUUUUCAACACAGAACAGAUGGGUACAAUCGAAUGAUCGACAUUCUCGGUAAGUUCUUCGAAUUCGACCUGGCAUGGGAUUUGAUUGAUCAGAUGAGAAGAAAUGAACAUUCUUUCCCCAAUCACACCACGUUUCGGGUACUUUUCAAACGCUAUGCAUCUGCCCAUUUAGUUCAAGAAGCGCUCAUGGCUUACGAUAAGUCGAAAGAGUUCAAUUUGAAAGACGAGAUCACCUUUUCUCAUCUGAUUGAUGCUCUAUGUGAAUACAAACAUGUUGUUGAAGCUGAAGAGAUUUGUUUAGGGAAGACGGCGAAUAAAGAAAUCGACAUAGAGGUUUAUCUCAAUACGAAAAUAUAUAACAUGAUCCUUCGUGGCUGGCUCAAAAUGAAAUGGUGGAGUAAAUGUUCUGGAUUUUGGGAAGAGAUGGACGAAAGAGGAGUUGAGAAAGAUCUAUUUUCAUAUUCUAUAUAUAUGGAUAUACAGUGUAAAUGUGGUAAGCCAUGGAAAGCUGUGAGAAUGUACAAGGAAAUGAAGAAGAAAGGAAUCAAAUUAGAUGUUGUGGCUUACAACACUGUAAUUCAUGCCAUUGGACAAUCAGAAGGAGUUGAUUUUGCGGUAAGGAUUUUCCAUGAGAUGGCUGAUUUUGGUUGUCAGCCAACUGUAGAGACUUUCAAUGCAGUCAUAAAGCUGCUAUGUCAAAACGGGAGGUUGAGAGAAGCACACAAGCUGUUUGCUGAAAUGUCUAAGAGAGGAUACACUCCAGAUGUGGUUACUUAUCAAUCCGUCUUUGCUUACCUUGAGAAACCGAGGCAGAUCAUCAAGCUUUUCGACGAAAUGAUCGCUAGAGGUGUGAGGCCGAGAUUGGAUACUUAUGUUAUGCUUAUGAGGAAAUUUGAAAGAUGGGGUUUUCUUAGGCCUGUUUUUGUUGUGUGGGAGAAAAUGGAACAGCACGGGUUGAGUCCUGAUAAUCAUGCAUACAAUGCUUUGAUUGAUGCUUUGCUGCAGAAGGGUUUGACCGACAUGGCUAAGAAGUACGAUGAAGAGAUGAUGGCGAAAGGGCUUUCCGCUAGGCCAAGGGUAGAGUUGGGGACGCAGUUGGAUAGCUUAAAAUCUAUCUCAACAUGAAUUUUUGUAAUGAAUUAUGAGUUUGAUAAUAGUUUUUCCAUGCCUUGUAUUAGUUACUUAUAUUAAGCAGCAAAUGAAAUAGAGUUUGAAACCAUAUAAACAAGCCUUGUCGUGGCGA
This is a messenger RNA of Impatiens glandulifera, 1774 nucleotides long. RefSeq names its product pentatricopeptide repeat-containing protein At1g80550, mitochondrial-like. Gene Ontology annotation, molecular function: protein binding. Lineage: Eukaryota; Viridiplantae; Streptophyta; Magnoliopsida; Ericales; Balsaminaceae. The record is from RefSeq and is a predicted model, not a curated record. The transcript has a single exon. The coding region runs from base 244 to 1656 and encodes 470 amino acids.